Molecule: messenger RNA, 2403 nt
Organism: Conger conger (European conger)
Lineage: Eukaryota; Metazoa; Chordata; Actinopteri; Anguilliformes; Congridae
Gene: foxl1
Product: forkhead box L1
Exons: 1
Coding region: 110-1243 (377 amino acids)
Biological process (GO): regulation of transcription by RNA polymerase II; cell differentiation; anatomical structure morphogenesis
Molecular function (GO): DNA-binding transcription factor activity, RNA polymerase II-specific; RNA polymerase II cis-regulatory region sequence-specific DNA binding
Source: RefSeq, a predicted model, not a curated record
ACAGCGCAGACUCUCCUGAGAACAGGCACGGAGUUCCUCGCUCUGCGGGCUGGACCUUGCUUUGAAACGGGUCACAUUAGACGCUGGACCUGCGGAGCGGAGUGGAGUAAUGAGCCUUUAUAGCAGCCGAGUGCAGCAGCUGGGCGGAAGCCCGCCGACACUGAGUCUCUCUAAUUCCUCCCUGAUAUACCUGUAUGGAAAUGACAGCAGGGGCAUUCUCCCCGCUCUGGGAUUCACCCCCGGUCGUCAGGAGCCUCCGCAGAAGCCGCCCUACAGCUACAUAGCACUCAUCGCCAUGGCCAUCAAGAGCGCGCCGGAACAGCGCGCAACCCUCAGCGGCAUCUACCAGUUUAUAAUGGAGCGGUUCCCUUUCUACCACGACAACAAGCAGGGCUGGCAGAACUCUAUUCGCCACAAUCUCUCCCUCAACGACUGCUUCAUUAAGGUUCCCAGAGAGAAGGGCAGGCCCGGGAAAGGUAGCUACUGGACCCUGGAUACCAAAUGCCUGGACAUGUUCGAGAACGGUAACUACAGGCGCAGGAAGAGGAAAUCCAAGUCCCAGGAGUCGCGCGAAGCCAAAACUCGCUACAAGAAGAACAAUGGACAUGCGUCUGUCUCCUCUCCUAGUCUCAAACCUGCUGCUAACCUCCUUAUUGCAACGGCGACAGACUUGGAGAGGCAACCGCGGCAGAAUGAUCAAUAUGGUGCGGAUAUGAAACCUGCUCUAUCCGAGAUUAGUAAGAAUCGGGUGCAGAUGUGCACGAAUGAUCUGUACCCGUCGCCGGGAGCGCAUAACUCUUGUCCCCCAUCCCUUACUCCCGCGGAGGACUGGUGCAGGUCCUGUUUAUCCAUCCCGCCAUGUGGUCCAAAGUCCCAGUCGCUCGAGAAGGUCGCCAUUUCCUGUGAGGACACUGCGCAUUCCGUGGGCAGCCCUGCGUUUAGCGUGGCAGCGAACUCACUCGACAGAUCGAGCAGGCAGAAGGGAAUGAUACAAGGUAGCGUUGCGAAAACCACCGACAGGGCGAAGGGUUUUAGCAUAGACAGUAUCCUGUCGAGAAAGGGUACCCAAAGCUCCUAUAGAGGAAUUGCUGACAUGCCUACGCGAGGCUUGGAGACUGACAGCUCAGCGUUCAGUGCGUCAAUGAUACUGGGAGCGCGCGCGCCCCAGCUGUAUCACAUGGGAUUCCCUCUUUGCCCUUACCUGUCGUUCCCGUGUCCGGAGAAAGUCUUGCACUUCCAGUGAGAUUAUUUAAAAAGUGAUCACGAAAGCUCAUUCUUCGGGUCCUGUUAAUGACUUUAACCGACUUUCUGUCGCGGUUGCAGAUGGUAAGAAUGGUUUACCGCACAAUUAUUCUGUGUGGCCAAUAAACUGACUGUCAUCUAUCAUUAGGCUAUACAUUUUCAGGUCAUAUUUUCCUCGGAGUUUAAAACUAUAUUGUAUGAACUCGAUCUCCACUGCAGUCUUCGUCAGUGCUCGUGUCAGAACUCUGCUCACUCUUGAAUUCUAUACGGAUCUGUGUAUUUGUUUAAGUGUGACUGAGAACUGUUAACAGUCUUCAGCCUAUAGCCCAAAUGACACUUCUCUACAAUUCAGUACGAACAAAUCUUAUAUUGCAAUGACAUUGAAAUGUGUUCGAAAUAAAAUACGUUACCGCCCAAAAACAGAAAGUCAAAUGCAUAAAAUAUGGACAAGCACAUUGCUGGGUAAUUUAGGAAAGACAACGAAGCGUAUCUGUAAUAUGUUCUAGUCGUUUUAAUGUUGGAGUACACGUUUGUUUGCUAAAAUGAAACGAGCCACUACACGGCGUAUAGGAGUGUUUAGACUUUAACUGUUGCAACAAAAAAAAAAGUUUAGCAUAUCAUCCUGUCAGUAACGCAUCAUCAUAAAGAUGAGGGCCAUCAGCCCCCUAACUGAAGCCCGCACUAUUGUCCACGCGACUCCACUUUCCGUACCAUAAUUUAUAAAGUCCAGCUGGGGCGCGAGGGCCCUUUUCCCCUUCCUCUAAAAAAAAAACCUACCAGCACGUAGGACAGGGCAGGCUGCGUGACGUUGAUGCGGGGGCUGAAAACCACGUAUGUAAAACAAAAGCACAGUUGGGGAGCAGCUGGCGACAAACUGUUCACUAGUCCUGCGCGUAUCCACCAUCCAGACUGUCUUCUGUUUGGAUGACCAUUGCUGAAGGUUCAGUUAUUCUAUUUUCCCCAUGUUCGUCCCUAUAAAUGUGGUGAAGUUGGAUAAGGCAGUGAUGACUGUAUCUAGAUAGAUAUGCAAAGAUUAGGCGACGACCAACUGCACAUUUACCUAUUCAGGAAUGUAAAAUUUCAGGAAACACAAUUAUUAUGACGGUCGUUAUUGUGACCGUUAUGUGUUGUCUGCACGUUUAUUAUGAUAGUGAUAUGAUC